Messenger RNA from Pelagomonas calceolata, 3825 nucleotides. The record is from the annotation of a GenBank genome assembly. Lineage: Eukaryota; Pelagophyceae; Pelagomonadales; Pelagomonadaceae.
GUUUUGCCGCCGCGCACCGUAUAGGCCGCCGAGCGCUAGCUCGUGGUCCGGCAGCCGCGAGGCAUCACUGUAAGAGGCCGCCGCGCCGUACGGUUGCUCCACCGCGUCGUCGGACGCCCGAGCGGCUGGGGAGUCCAACCGGUGGGCAGCCACAGGGCAGCCAUGCCGCCGCGCAGCCCGAGCGGUGACGACGACGAGCGGUCGCCGCGCACGCCGCGCGAGGACGACGCCCGCAGCACGGCCUCGUCGCAACGGUCCGCGCACAAGGACGACGACGACGCCCGCAGCACGACGUCGAGCCGGCGGUCCGCGCGCAAGACGCCACGUGAUGAAGAGGACGACGACCUCGCGUCGGUCCAGUCCGAGCAGGACGCCGCCGUCGCGAAGGCUCGGGCCUUGCGCCUAUUACUAGCCUUCGAGGACUCGGGACACAAACUGAACGACGUCCUGAAAAGCAAAGACUACGACGCCGAGGCUUUGUUGGAUGCCUUCGUGGGCCGGGAACAUUUGAAGGAGCUUGGUAAUGAUGAAUGCGAUGCAUUGAUAGCGAAAGCCGGCGACGGCGUCAAUGUCACGAGAGACCAACUCGGCCACUGGCUCAAGCUGGAACGGUCGCGGCUCUGCGAGGAGCUCAUGCAGCGCCUCGCGCCGGCGCCCGCGCCGGCGCCGGCGCCGGCCGUGCCCGAAGGUGAAGCGGUACCCAUGUCGCCGCUGUCGCCGGCGCGCUCCGAUAUAUCAAACGGGAGCGACCUCGGUGAUUUAUUAUUUUCGCGCCUCGACACGCUGCCGCGCGAGGCCGGCGCGGCGGCGGCCGCCGCCGAGGCUGCGGCGCGGCAGCGGGCGCGGGAUCGAGCAAGAGCUUUGGCAAGGCGCCACCGGCGCGCGGCACGCGAGGGCCGCAUCCAGAAGGGCGACUGGGCCCGGUCCUCUUUUAGACUACAGCCCGUCGUCGAGCGGGCGCCGCUGACGAUGGACACGGCGCCCGUUUUUUGCAGUGUUGUGAAUGACCUUGAACGUGGCUCGCGGCGAUGGCGUCUUUGUGAGCCCACGAUGCCGUCGACGUGACCGUCAGAGAGUCUACGUGAACGUGGCGUGGUCGCGUCGAUGGCGUCGAGCGGUGCCACGUCGCCCCGACGCCGUCGAGGCGGCCGCACGAGAGUCCAAGCGCCUCGCGAACGAUCACGACGGUAUCAACACGCAGGUCAAGGUCCAGGCGGCCUACCGCGGCUUCAAGAGCCGCGUCGGUAGACGUAGAGACCGGCGCGCGGCGCGGGACAUCCAGACGGCUUAUAGAGCGUCGAAAGCGCGCUUCGCCGCCAAAGUCAUGAGAAGGCGACGAAAAAGAUUGGAGAGAGACAGCAACGAGCGCCACGAGCGUUCGAAACGCUUGCAGCAGUUGCGGGGCGAGUUGGAGCGCUUGAAAGCCUCACCGGCCGAACUCGCCUCAGCAUAUGCCACGGUCCAUGCUAAAAGAAGGGAAGAGCGCUUGAAGAGGUGGCGCGACGAGGAGGCGGAGAUCAUGAAGGACCUUCCGGGAGACGACUACGUCAAUGAAAAUGAUAUUGUUUGUGACUACUCCGUCGCAUCGUCGACGCCGACGAAGAGUAGCAAGGAGGGCGACUCCGUCGAACAAGCCAUGAAUCCGGAGGAGAACAAGGAGAACAUAUCUCUAGAAGACGCGGACGCUGUUGAAAGGCACACGAUCAAGAUGUACCGCCAGUCACUGAACGAUGAGACCUUUGCGGAGAAGGUCGCGGCAGGCUUGGCUGUGGAGCUGCCUCCGACACUCGUAGGACCGGACCCUGAUAGUAAAGAGGAGAAAGACCUCCGAUUGAAGGAUCUGCGGGAGCGCGUGGAGAGGAAAGCACAUGAAAGGCAAGCGAAAUCAGAAGCGAAAGGGCUGGAGAGUGUAGUAGAUCCGAGAGGCACGCCGGUCAUGAAUUUCGGGGAGCCCCUCAAGUGGAUUCCGUCCAAGAAGUUCAAGCGACGGCCCAUGGUCGCGUCGCUACCCGCGUGGAAAUCAACCAGUGCGUCGGGCGCACUGGCCCUGUCGAGCAGUGAGGAACCAGCAUGAACGCACCGUAAACUUUUGAUUUCCACGCAGGUCGCUGCUGAAGAAGGCCCAGGAGGCCGAGGAGCAGGGGCGAGAUGGCGACGAAGCCAUCCAGGCGGAGAUGAAGCCGUUCAUGGAUCAAGCGAGGGAGGAGCUCGGCAAGUCAAAAGAGGAGCCUCCGAAGCAGAAGAAGGACAAGGGUUACACGCCUGGCUUUGUGAACAACAAGGGCGAGCAUGUCGGCGUUACUCUCGAUAGUUCCGGCACGACGGGUGCGCAGAAGACCUACGUCGAGUACUUCCAGGCCCGAGCUCGAGCAAGGGAAUUGAUGGUGGCCAAAAAAGCGACUGAUGGCGAACGGGAGAAGAUGCGUGCUGAAAGAGCCAAGAUUCUGAAGCGGGCCCAGGGCUUGGUCGAACGGUUACAAAACCCGCCCAAGAUCGAGUUGUCGGAGUCGUUAGGCGAGCCCGCGGACUUGGACCUCAACGAUCCCGAGGAAGGUAGUGACGAUCCCCGGGGCUGGUGGCGAUUACCACCGGCAGGCGAGGAUCGCGAGCGAGCCCAACAAGCCCAUAAAAACGCGGUGGAAGCCCAUGAAAAUAGGGACAAGUGGUUCUACGCGUCCGUGCCGGAAGAUGCCUCGACGGUCGGUAUUGAUAUACGCAAGGCGGGCCAGCCGAACGUGCCCUGGCCUUUUCCUUCGAAGCACCUGAAAAACGUUCCGGGUCCGGAACCGAUGGAUCCCGACACGGCGUCGCUCUACUGGUGGAACUGGGCGCGGAAGGGUCUUGACGACGACAUCGACAAGCGGACCGAGAAGCUCCUGGAGCACGCCGAGAAGCAGGCUCGAGCGUUGGAUUUAUCUGAUGAGGGGACGGAGGCGGCGGUCGUCGCCGCGAGGUGUAGAGUGGUACUAGCUGCGAACGCGUCGAAGGCUACAUUGAGGGAGCACUCCGAGGCGCUGCUGGAGCGAGUACGAUUAGGUCCUGCUGGAAGGUUAUUACAAGCUCGGGAACAUGUGAAAGAAAGAAGGAAACACGUCGACCGCCUCGCGGAGCAGUACAAACUUUACUUGCUCGGCCAGAAAUUACUCGGUAAAAAAGCGGGGCCGUCACCUUGGGCCGAAAAGAAGGAUACGUCUUCAGACAAACUGCGCGAGCGGUAUCUGAUCCAACUCCAGGCCUGGUGGCGGGGCCAGGGCUAUCGAAGGAGGACCUUCCGGGAGAAGCGCGACCGGCGGGUCGUGAACGCUUUAGCUACGCUAGUCGCGGAGUUGGGGGGAGACGCGUCGGGCGUCGCCGCCGCGGCCUCGGGCCUGUCCGACGUCUUCUCGCAGCGCAAGAAGGCCGCGCCGCCGCCGCGGGUGCCGCCGUCGGCCGCGCGCGUCUCGCGCGCCACCUCCGCCGUGCGCUUCUCUUCUGAUGAAGCGCCUCCAUUAUCACGGCCGCCGUCCGUCGCCUCGUCGCGGCGGCCGUCUGUUGAAUCAGUGCCCGAGGCCGCGCCGCCGUCGCCGUCGCCGCGGCCCUCCGUCUCUGAGGUCGCCGACGAGCCGCCGGCGUCACAAGAGUCGAGCGCGCGCCCGACGCCGCGGCAGCAGCUCUUUGUCGCAGAAACGCCAGCCGUCGUCCAGGAGCGGUCCGCGAAGGUGCGCGCGGCCGAGGCGUCCGCGCAAGCGUCCGAGGAGCGGCGGCGGAACGCGACGGGGGCGAAGCGGCUCGCCGACCCCUCCGCGACGGGGCCGCCGCGGCUCUAAUUUUAUAGUUUGGAUCAUA